Molecule: messenger RNA, 2637 nt
Organism: Symbiodinium natans
Lineage: Eukaryota; Dinophyceae; Suessiales; Symbiodiniaceae
Source: the annotation of a GenBank genome assembly
AUGAUGCCACUGGCGCCAAUGGCGCCCCUGCGCCCGUCCCAGACCGGGAGGUGCUGGAUCUUCCUCACCCUCGUGCACGUCUAUGUCUCCGCACGUGAUGCAAAGCGAAACUUCUCAGUCGGUUUGUUUCUGACGCCAGGGCCCAAACGUGAGAGUGCUUUGGCAUCGCUUGCAGCAGCGGUGUCGGACCCGACGUCACCCUCCUACGGCCACUAUGUCUCGCAGUCCGAACUGGCGGCCCACAUAGCCGUGGCGCCCGCCGCCUCGGCAGCGGCCGCCGCGUGGCUGCCAGCUGCGCUGAAUGUGACCACACCGGCACAUGUCGUGGCGCAUGGUGAUGCUACGAUCCUUACCGUUUCGGACUUCUUCGCUACCUACGACCUCGGGGCCCUGCUUGUGGGCAAUCGCUCGGAUGCUGCAGCUCCGGCAGGGGACUUGCCCUUGGAAGCCAAUUUGCUGCUGACCCCGCCAGCCCCGGACAGACUCUGCCACAACCGCACAGAGGCGGCCUGCCGUAAGCCCUGCCGAUGGCAUGUGAGCAAUCACAGCAAGGAGAGGAACGCCACCAACACGACGGCCAAAGCAGCCUGCAAGGGCGACUUCGCGGGCUGGAUCUGCUGGCGGCCGGCCUCUGCCACUCGUGGGAAAAAGAAGGAGCCCUGGCAGUGCUUCGAGCCCGGCGAUGUUCUGGGCGUCAACGACACGAAGCUGGGAGUGUCCAGUCUGGGCCGCAAGAGACGAAGGCGUGGCCGUGCCCGGAGCUUCGUCGACGGUUUAGGUAGCACCGGCUCCAAGUUCCGCGCUUUGCCCCGAAGCAGCGGAAUCACGCUGAUCUACAGGCCGAAGAAUGCGUCCCACCCGAAGGAAAGCUGGUCAAGCCUGGAGUUGACUUUGCUCCAGAAUGAUUUUCCUGUGAAUCGUCUCAUCCAGCACGAGGACUUCUCGGCGCACCACGAUGUUCGCCUCGUGGACAUCCCUGGACUUGCGAAUCUGAGACCUGUACGGGAGAUGUUCGUAUGCUUCAAUGCUGCGGAGUACUCCUCUCCAGCACCGGGAGAGAAGGGCUGCCGAUGCAAGGUCGAGCACGAGACAAAAGGCAGAGACGAGCGCUUGGGGCGUGAGUGCCGCAAAGUUUGGUCCACGACCCCGCAGCGCCAAGAGAGUGGGGGCCUGCUGCCGCGAGGAAUUCAGUCAUUGCAGGCACUCUACAGUGACCUCGAGGUGGAUCCCGAGGACGGGCGUGGAAUGCGCGAUUCCACACAGGCGGUCGGUCAGUUCAACGACGAGGCCUUCCUCGAAGCGGACGUGGAGCAUUUGCACCGCGAGUACGGCCUCAACCCGGCCCUGCGAAAUGAAAUCAAGGUGGAAGGCGUCCGCGGCAAAGUGGACAACGCCGACACCGGCGGCGAAGGAUCCCUCGACCUGCAGGUCAUCACGAGUCUGGCUUUCGGAGCCAACACUACGUGGUGGGGUGUGGACCCGCACUCUAUGGAUGGCUUCAUGCUCGCCUACGCGGUGCAGGUCAACGACCACCCAGAACCGCCCCUGGUGCACAGCAUUAGCUGGGGCGAUGCAGAGGCACUGUAUCCGCCCAUCUUCAUCCAGCGCUUGGAUUACGAAUUGCUGAAGCUUGCUCUCCGCGGGAUCACCGUGAUUGUUGCCAGCGGCGACAACGGGAACAGCGCCGUGGGAACCGACUGCGACUUCCUACCCGACCUGGCGGGCACCUCCCCCUGGGUGACCUCUGUGGGCGCCACGAUGCCCUCACUGGAAUCAAAGCCGUAUUGUACAGCGAGGUCCUUCCAAGAGCAGUUCGGCCAAUGUGUGGAGCCGGGGCAGGUGGUCUGCUCGACCAGCGAGGGCGCGCUGAUCACAAGCUCCGGCUACUUCUCAAUCUACCGUUCUCGGCCAAGCUAUCAGGAUCGGGCCCUUGAGGUCUUCCUCAGCAGCUCAGAGUGUCUUCCUUGCCAUGUGCGCAACGACUCCCAGCAUGUAGAUCAUCUCGAGAUUCCGUGCCAGCACGUGAACCGCUCCGGCUGCCCUUUACGACCCCUGGUCCGGCGAAGUCGAGCAGCACCUGACGUGGCCCUUCCGGGGCAAAGCUACCCGACUGUGGUCAACAAAAGCGUCCUCUCCUUCGAUGGAACCUCGGCCUCCGCGCCGGCCCUGGCGGCGUUGGUCUCGCGUCUCAACGAGGCCCAGCGCCGCGCAGGGCGGCCCUCCCUGGGUUUGCUGAAUCCUUGGCUCUACCAGGUUCACCGCGAUCAUCCAGAAGCUUUCCUCGAUGUUGUGGUCGGGGACACCGCUUCCACGGAGGAUCACCUCUGCAAAGUGGGAUUCCGUGCUGGUCCUGGGUGGGAUCCCACCACAGGGUUGGGCGUGCCGCUCUUCUCGCGGCUGCGAUCGCUGCUUCCGCGGCCGGUCCCCACGACCGCUGAGGAGCCCAUCCAGACCUGGAAGGCAGCCGGUCGAUUGCCGAGGCUCACAGAUCCCUGGUCGAUGUUUGUGCUCUCGAGCCCAAUCCUUCUUGCAGGUGUCUGGCUGGCAGCGCGGCAGCGGCCCAGGCACCGCCUCCGCGCGCCUUUGCUGGAGGACACCAGCUGUGAAGCUCGCGACUGCCAUCAUCCCUCCUGCUGA